GUUUUUUGGUCUAGUCUCUUUGUUCAUUUACGGCAAUGACGAGUUCACAAAAGGAUUGCUCAAUGCUGUCAACAAAGAAUGUUAUGGUACCAAACGGACCAGCUGUGUUCUCGAAAAGGUUGGAAGGUAUAUAAGAAAAUCCGUUAAAUCUGUGACAAAUUUACCAAAUGAAGAUAAAAUCAAUUCAGAGCGCAAGCUUCACCUACUGUUCGCAUCCUUCAGAUGUUCAUGCGUCCAACCUUCAACACUAUCUCCAACUUCACCGAUACGGCCACAUUCGAUGCCUUUAUAUCAAGAUCAACCAAAUGAGCAUACAGCAGAAAGACGAAUAUCACAUGAGCGCGUAUUGCGCGAGCGCCCCUCACACGAACUUUCAUCGCAGAACGUAACACUAGAAAGCAUAAAUGAAGAACGUUUGAUACUGAACUCUAUAUCAGAAAACAUAAAUGAAGAACGCUUGAUACUGAACUCUAUAUCAGAAAGCAUAAAUGAAGAACGCUUGAUACUAAACACUAUAUCAGAAUUCCCGAUUGAUCAAAGAACUUUGUCAACAUCCUCUUCAGACUCGGAUUCUACAUUAUGUCCUCCUGAAGUCUUGGAAUCCUGUGACACAUUUAGCGUCUCCGAGAGAUCAAGAAGGCGUUGGGGUUAUGUCAAGCCCAAUGAUUAUUUAUCACCGUAUAUGAUAUAUGCGCAAUAUUUUUCGAGAAACUCAAAUUUAGAAACAGGGUCAUUCACUUCAACGCCAACCUCAUUAAUGUUAUUACGUUACCGAAAACGAUAUAGUCGACGAAGAAAUGGAUUUAUCGCUCCACGUACAGGAAUACCAAAGGAACUACCAGCUUUUGAGGAUUCUUUCUUAUCAUACUUGAGCUAA
Molecule: messenger RNA, 877 nt
Organism: Acaulospora morrowiae
Lineage: Eukaryota; Fungi; Glomeromycota; Glomeromycetes; Diversisporales; Acaulosporaceae
Source: the annotation of a GenBank genome assembly